Varanus komodoensis (Komodo dragon) is the source of this 6380-nucleotide messenger RNA. RefSeq names its product SUMO specific peptidase 6 (gene SENP6). The coding region runs from base 642 to 4328 and encodes 1228 amino acids. The transcript is spliced from 25 exons. Gene Ontology annotation, cellular component: cytoplasm; nucleus. The record is from RefSeq and is a predicted model, not a curated record. Lineage: Eukaryota; Metazoa; Chordata; Lepidosauria; Squamata; Varanidae. Gene Ontology annotation, biological process: protein desumoylation; regulation of spindle assembly; regulation of kinetochore assembly. Gene Ontology annotation, molecular function: SUMO-specific endopeptidase activity.
UCCCAGAGAAAAGGUGGUGGUCGUGGACUGAACGUUUGCAGCGAGGUGGGUUUGCACCACUGGUUGCCGAAGCGCUGCGAGACGAGAAAGCAUUGACCGCAGCAACAAGAGCCUGCAACCGGGGGGAAGGGAAGCGAAGUCAAGCCUGGCUCGGUCUGGUUCAUUCUUCCUCGCCGCCCCGCCUUUGGGUGGCUGGCAGGCGGGCGGGCGGGCAGCGGAGCAGCCAGCGCGACUGCUCCGGCCUCCGUCGAAUUACUCGGGGGCUGUGGCUGGCGCCGCCGGACAAAAUAAGGAAAGGCGGGCGCGAGGAAGGGAGCCGGGGCGGCUUCUCUCCUUCUCCUCCUCUCUCCCUCUCCCCCUUUCUGUGUGUGCCGUGUGUGCUUCCUUCUCCCUCUCCGCGUUAUACAGGCCUAGUUGCGCGACUGGACCCUGGCUGGUGAGGUGCGCUGGAGUCGCCUUCCUUUCCACCCCCACCUCCGGUCGACUCAGACGUGCUAAGUCAGCCUCGGCUGCGGCGAGCGAAGGUGAAGAAGGCGCAGGCCAGGAGGAGAGGCCUAGCGCCGUCCCUGAGGCGCCGGUGCCUGGGCCAGAAGCGACUCCUCGCCGCGAUGGUCUGAGCGCCGAGAAGCGGCCGAGCGAAGAUGGCUGGCGGCGGCGGCGGCGGCAGCGGCAGAAGGGUCGAGGAUUUCGGGCCGAGCCCCUUUCUCGACGCUUUGGAUAAAUCACAGUCCAAACGGGAUGGAGGUUUUAAAAAUAGCUGGAGCUUUGAUCAUUCAGAAGAAAGUGAAGGAGAUACAGAGAAAGAUGAAGCCAGUCUGCUGAGUGUAGAUGAGAGUGAUGGAACCUGUAGUCCUAAUGGUGAAAAGAAAUUACAACGUUAUCGCUCAGGAACUAUUGGUGCCACAGAUGAUUCUAUGAGAAUAUACACUAGACGAAACAAAUCUGAUGCUUCUAGAAUUUCAAAAGGAAACCCUAUUGGACUGAACAUGUUGGGAAGCAGCAAGCAAUUUAGUGAAAAUGUUCACAGUAUAUCUUGUUCUGGAACAUUAGCGCAGGCUAGACGUUGUCACCACGCUCAUGUACAAACACCUGUAGUAAAGACAGCAGCACAAAGCAAUCUGGAUCUAAAGGAAAGAAAAAAAUAUCCCCCUAAUAUUCUGAAGAUUGAGAAUGAAUGCAGCAGAAUGCCUCGGCUUCCAGAGACAAAAAGUGUGUUGGAAAAUAGAGAAGAGUCUGGAUCAGAGUCAGAUUCAGGAAUUACAAGGAAGGUACAACUGAAACGUCACUGCACUUUAUAUUCAUCUCCUGCUACAAAAAAAGGUGCAACCCACCUAGAGGGUCUGGAACAGAAUAAUUCCUCCACAGUUUGCCCAUGUGUUGGGAAAGGAAAUGAAACUCAGAACAAAUGCCAAAUUUGUGGAACUUUUUAUAUUGGGGGCUUGCAAAGACAGUCAAUGCAAAACUUGGCAUUAAACGAUACUUUGGGAUCUUUGACACGAGAAUCAAUACAUGAUAAUUCAACAGGGCAAAAAUCUUUAAGCACAGGACUAAAUACAAAAAAAUUCUACGGGUCUUCUGGUACAGUUUCAGCUGAUGUCAUGGUGAGGCGUAGUAUAGGCCCUGCUAUGUUGCGGCCAAAUGGAAAAGUUGCUUCUAGAAUUACAGGAAACAUAAGGCAGAGGAGUACAACAGCAUCUGAACUAAAUGAUCCAAUUGUUUUGUCCAGUGAUGAUGAUGAGGAGGAUGAAAUUGGCAGCACUAACCGAAUGGAGAGCAUAUCUCCACGUCCAGCAGAUUCAGCCUGUUCUUCUCCUGCACCUUCCACAGGAAAGGUGGAGGCAGCCUUGAAGGAAAACACUUGUGAACUAGAACAAAGGCUAACUAGUAUUACAGCAGACACAGAGGCUGCAGUUAUAUUACCAAGAAAAGCAAGAAUGAAAGACCAGUUUGGCAAUGUUGUAUCCAAUGCCCCAGUAAAACGUCGCAAAGUUCACUCCCAGGAAGCUGCAACGGAUGCCGUUGUCUCUUUACCAUACCAGAACUCUUUUGACAGUGUCAUUCUAAACUGUCGAAGUAUAAGAAUAGGAACCCUGAGAAAAAUGGUGGUGGAACCUGUAAUUUUUUGCCUAGAAUAUAUCAAGAUACGCUUGGAAGAGUCAGAAAAUGAUACUAAUGAUAUUAAUUUAAAAACCUCUGAACUUACCAAGUGUGAAUGGUGUGGGGUACGCAAGUUGCCAGUAGUUUUCCUGCAAACUAUACCUUCUGCCUGCCAAAGUUUGAGAUCGCAACUGAAGAUGAACAGGGAGAAGGAUAAUGUCUGGUAUGACUGCAAAGGGGCAAAUCCAGAAGAACAGUACAUCAUUUUAAUAUUUGAGACCGGCCUUGAUCCUCAUGCAAAUGCAAUAUUUGAAAAAAUAAUCAUGGAUAUUGGUAUCAGGAACAACAUCUCUGAUUUUUUUGUGAAAAUUACUUUUGAAGAAGCAAAUAGUAGGCUUGUGGCCUUUACAAAAUCAUUUGAAGACACUUCUAGAGGGAACACGGCUCAUAAAGAAGGCAAACCAAAACAUAGCUGUUUGCUGAGGAGGUUUUGGUUGAGGUCUAAGUUGCCUUUCCACCAGCAGAAAGGAAUCCUGCCAAGUGGGGAAAGAGGGGCAUAUCUGUGGAGGUCUCUGUGUGUCUAUGAAAAGCCCCACCAGCAUCAACCUACUGUUAGCAGUGGUUGUAGACUCCUGAAAUGGGAAGUGUUGAAAGCAGACUUGAUUCUACUGGAUCUAAAGCCCCUCCAGAAUUUGUCACAGUUAAUCUCUCUCCUGCCUACCAUUGGAUUAACUGGAAAGGUUGAAUCUAAGAUGCAACUGAGAAAUGCAACACAGUUCCAGUUUUUUGAUGAUGAUGAAAGUGGGGAACCACAUACUGUUUUUAUUGGCCCUAUAGAAAAAUUGAUCGUAUAUCCCCCUCCUCCGUCAAAGGGUGGCAUUUCUGUUACCAAUGAAGAUCUUCAUUGUUUAAAUGGAGGAGAAUUUUUAAACGACGUAAUCAUUGAUUUUUAUUUAAAGUACCUGGUGCUUGAAAAAUUGAAAAAAGAAGAUGCUGAUAGGAUUCAUGUGUUCAGUUCCUUCUUCUACAAACGCCUUAAUCAAAGAGAAAGGAGAAAUCUUCAAGAAACCUCAAAACUCACAAUUCAGCAGAAACGGCAUGGCCGAGUGAAAACAUGGACACGACAUGUUGAUAUUUUUGCAAAAGAUUUUAUUUUUGUUCCUCUCAAUGAAGCAGCACAUUGGUUUUUGGCUGUGAUCUGCUUUCCAGGUUUAGAGAAACCCAUAUAUGAGACCAAUCCAUAUUACCAGGAAACUGUACCUUCACAAGUUAAAUCUUCCUCUUUAGAUCAAGACUCAAGCACUUCACCUCCUUUACCUAGUGAAUUGGAUAUAUUACAUCAAUCCCCCUCUGCAACAAUAACAAAGAAGGUGCUGAACAAGAAGCAAAUUGCAGGCUUAACUGACACAAGCCCAGAGGCUGAGGAGAGUGAGUCGCUAUACUGCAAAAGAAGCCCUUCCGUGAAAGGUGGCUUUAAAAAACUGAAUCAGUUAAAUAGCACCACAGAAGAACUCAGAACUGUGGAACUUGUAUGUCAUAAACAUGACCACAGGGCUACAGAGGCGAAUGGCAUGCAGAGUGAACAUAAAACUCACAUUCAGGCUGUUGAUGGCUUACAGAAAAUUAGGCUAAACUAUAGUGAAGAUUCAGCUGACAGUGGCAAAUUAAAUGAAGAUGAGCUUAUAGAUUUUUCAGAAGAUCAAGAUAACCAGGACAAUAGCAGUGAUGAUGAUGGCCUUGCAGAUGACACUUGUAAUUCAGAAUUAGGACAAUGGCAUCUGAAGCCCACUAUAUGUAAACAGCCUUGCAUUUUGCUUAUGGAUUCAUUGAGAGGCCCUUCCAGAUCAAAUGUCGUCAGAACACUAAGGGAAUACUUGGAAGUGGAGUGGGAAGUCAGGAAAGGUAGUAAACGAAGUUUCUCCAAAGAUGUCAUGAAAGGCUCAAAUCCUAAAGUGCCACAGCAGAACAACUUCAGCGAUUGUGGUGUUUAUGUUCUACAGUAUGUGGAAAGCUUUUUUGAAACUCCCAUUAUAAGCUUUGAACUACCAAUGAAUCUGACAGACUGGUUUCCACGCCCAAGAAUGAAAACAAAACGAGAAGAAAUAAGGAACAUAAUCUUGAAUCUACAGGAACAGCAGAACAAAGGAAAGAAGGGACAGAAGGACACUAGUUUGACAGAGAAGUCCUUUCAAGAAGCAACAGAACAAUUUAUCAACAGCAGUUCGGACUGAAUACUUCUGUGGCAUGUUAUCUUGACAUUAAAAAAACUGAAAUUUACCAUAUUCACUCCACCCAAUUUAAGGACUCCAAGUAUUAUCAAGUUUCCUGUUGAUGCUUAUAAAAUGUGUGUCAUUAAUUGAACAGAUUCUCCUCAAUGUAUUAACUAGACAAAUCUGUACAUAUGUUAAUUAGGCCAACUUUUUUCAACAUUUGUAAUUAAGUUUUUCACUACUUAGGAAACCUUUGUUAUGAAUUUCUGUUAAUAGAACAAUAGUAACUUCUAGACACAAUGCAAAUAAAGAAAAUAUUUAUAGGAUAAAUUGGUUAACUUUUCUGUGUUAAGUAAAGUUGUCAUUGAACAUUUCCCAGUAAGACUUCUAGAAUGCAUGGGGAAUGCUUAUGUAGCAAAGUAAUCAAAUCCAUACUUUGAUUUACAGUUGCCGUUACAAGAUGUUCUACUUCAACUAUGUACAACAAUGUAAGAAUGUGUCUAAAUGCAUUGUGUUUCCAAGGUGAGUGGUUUGCAUUUUAAAUCCAAGCGCAGGCAAUAUGAUCUUCAGUAAUGAAUGCUUCAGAUAAUGAAAGAGGGUAUUUCACAAGUGCUUGGGAUAAUGCUGCACAAGUCUUAUUCAAGCAGUAUUUAGCACAGUAUCAAAUACAGUCAGCAUAAGUAAUAAUACUGGAUCCUUUUUAGUGGUUCCUGAAUGUUGUUUAAUUGUACUCUGACAUUCUUUCAUUAUAAAAUUGUAUUUUGGUAAGUGGCUUGAAACAGCAGCAUACUGCCCACAUUACAUUUCUGUGUCAGAAUUCUGAAUGUUGCAUUCAUAUGUGCUUUAUCUGAUAAACAUUUUUAAAUGUAUGAUUACUAUUUUUUGUAAUGCCCAGAAAACCAAAAUAUUGCUAGAUUUCAUUGCUUGCUUGCUUGCUUCUUAAUUUUAAGUAGAGUUGUCUAAUAAUAUUGAGUCAACUUGUUGGCAUAUUGACAUGAUGUAAUUUGAUUUUUAAAUUAUGUAAAAAAGUUCCACCUUAUGAUACUGGCCUCUAAUAGUCCAAACAAAAACAACUACCUUCCAUAACUUCUAAAGAAAAAUUCAGAAGGUACUGUACUCCAAAUGAGAAGAGAGAUACUAUUUGUUUUUGUGUAACAAUGCCUUUGCCCAAAAGAGACCUUUGUGUUCUUUCUAAAGGGGAAGAUAGUUUUGGAUGAAAUACCUUGGCAGGACUGUAGAUAAAGCAGGGAAUUCAUGCAACCAUCACAGCCACACAUCCUUUUCAACCUGUUUACAAAAGGGCAGACGACUAUGCAUUAGUUCUUGAUUCUUGCUGGUGGUCACAUGCUCAGCAGCCACAUUUUAAAGAGUACUUUCUCCAAAGAAGUAUUUCCAAAGUCACAGGAUUGAUAAAAAGAGCAUACAGUUUGCAGCUGUAGUACUGCACAUAAGCAUGGUUAAAUAGCAUCCAUUUCAGCUGAAGAAGCCUAACAAGAACAAGAAGCCUACCUUUGCCAUAUCCCCCCCCCCCAUGCUUACCACUGUUAGCAGAAAACCAUGGAAAAAACUUCCUCCAUUAAUUCAUACAGAACCAGUUCUUGGGAUUAUACAAAAAGAGCAUAACUGACUUUCAGUUACCUAGUAUUUGUCUAAAAAUUGUCUGAGAGUUACUAGGAAUUAAAAGACGCUAGUUAAGAGGAAGCAUUAAACAAGGGUUGGAAACAAAUGUAAACAUUUGCUGGCUUAGCAAUUGCUUUUAGUACUACUUGAAUGCAUUAUAGUAGAGAGAUUUACCUAGCAAAAGACAUACGUCCAAUUGCAAGGUUAUUUGUUGCAAUAUCUUGAUUUGGUUGAAAUGAGAUUUUUGUUUUUGUUUUUUAACAGGUUGUGAUGUAUCUUAGUUUCUGAUUAUUCGGUUCUAUUCCUGAGAAUGGCCUGGAGCUUGUAUUCCUUUUCAAGAUGUGAAGAAUGCAAUGUUUCUCUCUUAAUAUUAUGGUAAAGGAUAAGUCAUGCAGCAAGCUGAUACAUAUGUUGAUAUAGAUUUAUUUUUUUAAUAAAAUAAUGGAAAACAGG